AUGAUUGCCAGUUCAGAACUUCUACCCAAUGAAGAAGACGUCAAAGAAGUACUACACGGUGCACACAAUAAAUUCUUGAAUGAAGUUGAAAAAGAUAUAAGCCGUUCGAAAUUCAUUGAAAAGAAAUGGCAGAAAGCUUAUAUUGGUAAUUGUCGUCGUCUUCGUGAUGAAAUGUAUGAAUAUCAAUUUGAAUUUAUUCAAGGCACACUAGCUAAAGUUAAUAGCGCUUUACUUUUGAGUGAAACUGAGAAAGAUGCUGCCAAACGUACUGAUCUGUUCUUAGCAUUUCAAAUGAUCUUCGAUGAUAUUGCUGUUCGAUGUACACACGUUGAUAAUCAAUUAAAAAUAAUACUGAAAGCAGUUGCUGAUCAAGAUCCAGACUUUUCAAAGAAAUAUAUUUGCUUUAUGGGUGUUAGUAUCGGAACCGCAGUUGUUGCUGGUGCUAUUGGUGCUGUACUAUUGUCAACUGGAAUUUGUGGUGUCUCAGUUGCUGCAAUUCCAGUUUUAAUUGUUGCUGCUGUUGCACUAACUGCUGCAGCCGGCUUUUUUCUGUACAGAAUGUGGACAACAAAGACGAAACUGCAAACAAAGGCAUACGUUUAUAAUUGGGCAGCUCAAUGUUUUCCAACAUUUGGUAAAUUGGGACCACACGAUAAUUGUAGUGAUAAAGAAUUGGAAGAUAAAUUUCAUAAAAUUCUCUGUACAAUGAGAGCAGAUGAAGAUGUAUGG
Messenger RNA from Didymodactylos carnosus, 729 nucleotides. NCBI's taxonomy places the organism in Eukaryota, Metazoa, Rotifera, Eurotatoria, Philodinida, Philodinidae. The record is from the annotation of a GenBank genome assembly.